CGUUUGUAUUUUUUCACUCAAACCAUCUUAGCGCAGUAGUUGGAAGAACAGAACACAAAUUAAAGGCUCUUUGACAACGCACAAACAAAGACCCCAGCCAAGAAAACGAGCGACUCAGAAUUAUCUUCAGCGCUUCUUUCUACACAGUGUGAUGGUGUCUUCGAUUAUAAAGAGUAGCGUGUGUGUGCAUUGAUUUACUUACUUACAACUGAUAACUCAGUGGAAAUAAGCCGUAGACCGAAUUAAAAACACGGAAAAUGAGAAUACAAAGAUCGUGGUUGAUUUUGCUGGGCACUCUUGCUUUGAUGUGUCAAGCAAGAUCACAGGAAAUCGAGGACCAACAUGGAGAGGAAACCACCGACAACAUCGCACACGCCGAAGCAGAUAAUGCAAAUUCCCUAGACGAGCACAACGUCAAAGUUAGUGAAAAUCGUUUGGCAGCCCAGCUCUAUGCCGUAUUGAAUCACUACAAACAGGAAGAUCCAAUAGGAUUUCCUGGUGCUCCAGUGCCUGAUCCCAUGGAUGUACCCGAUAUGAAGAAAAACCUUGGUAUGGCUACAUUAAGUAUGUACGAUGUCCAAUCCUAUGGCUUAUCAAAAUUUCGCAUUGUCAGCAUAAAGGCCGAUUUGAAUGCUAUGACGGUCAAAUGUGCUGUUGAGCUGGACGAAAUGAUAACAAAAGGCUCGUACACAUUAACAUCUUUCUUCUCCAAGGCGAAUGGUCCUUUUAUUGUUAUUCUAAAAAAAGUUUUGAUUACUGGUGUCGCAACAUUAGCUGUACAAAGAGACGGCCACUUACUUACCGAUCACAUUAAAAUGGAUGUCACAUUCGCCGAUAUGUCUAUGGAUUUCCAGAAUUUGGGCUUUCUUGGAACAGUUUUCCAGGGAAUUGUAAAUUCGGCACCCAAUCUAGUGUUUGAUGCUAUGAAGCCGUUUAUGUUGCAAGAAGCCGAUUCAAAAUUGAGAGAAGAUAUCGAUAAAAACAUUGCCAAAUUAAUGGGUGACAAAUUAUUGCCAAAUUCCAUAAGUCCACUAGACAUGGCUAUUGCUGAAGGACGCAAACAAGUGCGUGAAAUGGGUUAUGAUCCUUUCCGCCUGCCCGACUACAAUCGUACAAUGGGAGUGUUCGGAAUGCAGUUAUCGAACACUUGGAUUCAUGGAUUAUCUACAUUCUAUAGGCACGGUGAUGUCAUUGCCUCCAUGGAAAAUAAUACUAUAUUCUUAGAGGUCACUGUAGGAACUCAACAAAUUGCCGGCGGUGGCCAGUGGGAAGUGAAUGGAGGACUAGUUUCGCGAGUUGGCCACAUUCAAUUCACUUUACAAUACAUUCGAUUGACUGUCGAUGUGAGUCAGCCACUGGAUACAAGAAAACGUCCACAAAUCAAUGACUUACAAAUUGAUAUGGGCAACAUUCAAGUGAGGUGUGACGGUGCUGGCACCUUGGACUAUGUUAUGGAAUUUGUGGUAAAUAUUUUGCCAAACCUCUUGCGUUAUCAAAUCAUGGACGCUUUGGAGAAUCCCAUUAGAAUGCGCAUUCAAGAGAAGUUCAAUACCAUUGACGUUGAACAAACCAUUAAGGAAAACUUUGAGAAAUACCAAAACGGAGAAAAGGUUUCCUUCGAUUUUAAGUUGUAAAUGUGCAGAUUAUACCUUAAAUCGUAAUUAUAAAUGUAGACAAAUUAAUAAAAUAUUUUUUAACGAUUUUGGUUGUAAAAAGUUGAAUGACCAUGUUUAGGACUUAA
Messenger RNA from Musca domestica (house fly), 1741 nucleotides. RefSeq names its product Hemolymph juvenile hormone binding protein (JHBP). The transcript has 4 exons. Lineage: Eukaryota; Metazoa; Arthropoda; Insecta; Diptera; Muscidae. Bases 258 to 1634 code for a protein of 458 amino acids. The record is from RefSeq and is a predicted model, not a curated record.